GUGCAACAGCAGCAGCAGGAGCAGCAGCAGCAGCUAAAACCAGCCUCCUGGGUCACUAACCUGUCGCAUGUUGGAUACGUGAACACGGACGGAUAUCUGCCUCUGUCGGAACCAGAGCCGCAGUAAAACAACACAGCUGUGUUGUUGAAUAUUUCGUGUCAUUUUUAUUUAUUUAUUUAUUUUUCUUGGGGGGAGCUUUUGUGGUGCCAGGGGAAGAGAAAGUCCGAGCAGCCAUGAGUGUUCAUCCUGUAUCUGCCAGACCACUCAACAGCCACUUCUGACCAACCCCAAUUUAGCAAACCAAAGAUGUCAGCGUGCAGCGACUUUGCAGAACACGUGUGGAAACCCGGCUCUUGUAAGAACUGCUUCCACCCGCUUAGUGCUCACCACAAGACUGUCGGCGGCUCGGGUGGCAGCGUGCCAGCCGCUUGUUUGAAGACCAGCCUCGGAGGUGAUGAGGAGUCUGGAGUAACUGCACCUUCGCCCUACAGCAAGCCGACCAUCGCCGUCAAACCCACUAUGAUGAGCCUCGACACCAACGAGUCGAUGACUGAUGUCAACAUGAACAUUGAGCAGGAGAACACAAAGAGCCCAGUUGAGCGUUUGGGCCUGAAGAAACUCUUGGACCUGUCGUCACUGUACAUCGACAGCAACGGCUGCAACAAGGCUCAUAGAGAGGCGGUUCUCCAGAGUCCUGAAACCAAGAUGGACUACAACAACUGUUUCUCUCUAGCUUCCUUAUCCCCAAACAUCCUGCCUAAAGACUCCAUGAUCAUCAGUAAUAUCUUCGUCACCCAGGAGGAGGGUAGAGGUUCUCAGAGCUUGAAGAAGAAUGCCAAUGGAGACACUUGCAGGCAGCAGAAUACGACCCCCACAAAAACCAAGAGCACUUAUAACGGAAUUGGUGUAACAACAAGGGAAAACUGUCAGGAUCCCCAUCAGGCAUCUGUGGAUAUACCCUUUUCUGUGGAUAUUGUCCCCUCCAGUACUCCUACGGUUCAUAGCAAUGGUACUACAGUUACAAAAACAGCCAGCACUUCCCCCACCACAGCCCUAAGCAUGGACACAACUAGCCACAAUCCACCACCAUCCCUCCACUCUUCUCCUGUCCUGUCCAAGCAGACCAGCCUGUCGGACUCCUCUUGUUCUUAUCGUAGUAGUACAGAUUCUCUCCCUGGGGCAGAGGGGUCAGGAGGAAAACAAGUGAGGUCAGGAAGCCCCCAAAGCCCACCAGGUCCGAACUCUCCAAAUGGACAACAAGACUCAGAACCAAUUUAUGCAGAGAGCACAAAGAAGAAGCGCAGGCCGCAAGGAAAUGGGGUACAAUCCAAUCCUGAGUCCCCAAACCAGACUAAGAACUCGCCAACUGAGCCUGAGCUUUCGGGAGAGACUCAACGGGCCACCAUCACGAUAAUGGCCGCUCACACGGAGGAGAACAACAGGACUUUCUACCUGAGCAGUCCGGACUCAGCCAUCAGCACUCAAUGCCACUUCAGCCCCACAGCACGUAAAGACCCCAGCAGCCCGGCCUUCCGCUGGCCCAGUCCCAGCCACAGUGCACCUUCGUUGGUCACUGAAGUCAACCACGCCCCAACCCUCUACCCCAAGCCUCAGUCCAGCCCACCCAUUCCCCCGAAAAGGACCACCCGUUCACCCAAACUGGGCACCUCUAGCCUCUCACCGUCCAUGUCAUCUCCAGUCCCUCUUACUGAUCUGCCCAGACUUGGCACCUCCAGCCUCUCACCAUCCAUCUCAUCUCCCGUCCCUCUCCCUGAACUGCCCAUGCUUUUCCUCAUUUCUGCUAGAGAGGGCCACUUCAAGGUCCCCACAGAGAACCACACCUCGGCAGCAUCCGACCGCUGGCACAAGCCCCACCACCACAGUUCUGGUUGGAACUGCCGCAUCGAGGAAGAAGAGGAAGAGGAGGAGAGAGAGCGGAAAGAGGGAGAGAAGAAGAAACUGGCCACAAACCAGGGGACAACCUCUCGGGCGAAUGGCCUUGUCAAUGGUGCCGCUGUCUGGAAGGAGGCCAGGGACGGCAAGGCCCACAGCAGCCCCCCUCCAAUGACAGAGCCAGGCACGGCCCCCCCUACAGCCCCUAACAAUGGUGCCUGUCAGGGGGAGAGUGAGGGUACCGCUGCAGAGGAGGAGGGAAAGCAGAACGGGAGCAUGCCGGCCAGGCAACCGUUGCAUGGCGGCUCAUCAGAGCUGCUGGCAGCUGGGAAGGGAGCUGCCAACAAUGAACCAAAUCCACCACCUCCCCCACCUAAGAAACUGCACAGAGUGUGCGGUAAGAUGAGUGGCAGCAACAUGGAGCUGGACCGCUGCAGCCAACAAGGGUCAUUAGAGAGCUCCACUUCAUCUCUGCGGGGCCUGGGCAGUGUCAGCCUACCCACCGCCUCCACUGACAACCUGUCGUCUGACACCGGUUCUCGGGAUGCUUCACGGAUGUCUUGUUCCUCUCCGUUUCCCAGAAGUCCAGUGGCCUCAGCUCCAGGCUCUCCUCACCCGCCGUCCUCUAACAGCUUGACAAACCAGCCACCUCCUCUCCCAGAGAAAAAAAUGGUCAACCGUACUGUGUCGGCUCCAGAUGGCACCAAUGGGAAACCUUUCGUCCGAGCCUACCCACGCCUCCCGUUCACUGGCUCAGAGAGCAACGUAUGUCGACCUGGUGAUGCCAGUUCUCGCUCCAGUUUACCGUCCAGCCCUGUUGACCCACGACCCAUUUUCUCUUCCAAUGAGUCUCUGGAGCGUUGCCAUGCUGUGCUAGGCCGAUCCUCAAGGUCCCGGACACUGGACGAACCACUGAAGACUCACGGACGUCUGGGUGUCCACUGCCGGAGCAGCGUGACCUGCUCCUCUUCCCCCCAACUCAGCGCACCCUUCUCUGCCUCAGAACCGGGUCUGGCACCAAAUCUGGGCUCCAGCCUGCAGCUCCAGACCCUGCUGAGUAACAUAGACAGUAGGGAGGGAGUUUACUCUAAACUGGGAGGCCUGUACGCCGAGUCUCUGCGGCGCUUGGCUCUUAAAUGUGAGGAUCACUUUACUCGCUCCCAGAGGAACCCACUUAGGUUUGAGGAGAGCAACUGGUCUCUGUUCAGGCUGACCUCCAACAAGCCGAGCUGCAACUCAGGAGAUGCUGUGUACUACUCUGCUGCCUGUGCCUCAGACCCCAGCAACUCCUACGCUGUGAAGAUCUGUAAGAGUCCAUCCAUGGAGGCGAAGCAGGGCCACCUCUACAGUCUGUCGGUGCAGCAGAGCAUGCCUCCCCACUUCAACCUCCAGCAGGACUGCGGCCACUUUCUCGCUUGCGUCCCUCAGAGCAUGUUGCCGUCUGAUGAGGUCUCUCUGCCCACCACGCCUGCCUCGUCGCAACCUCAGCCAUCCAAGUCUACGCCUGACCAGCAGACAGAACGAGAGCGAGUGGUGGUCAUCACCUCGGAGAUCCCUCAGCAGACAGCGUCCGACUUCGUGCGGGAGUGGGGCGCGUUUCAUAAAAGUCAGCCAGAGGUCUACGAGCGUCGUGUCUGUUUCCUUCUCCUGCAGCUCUGCAAUGGCCUGGAGCACUUGAAGGAGCAUGGGGUCACGCACCGCGACCUCUGCCUCGAAAACCUGUUGUUGGUGCCCCACCUCCGCAGACCCUCCCAGUUCCCCCAGCAGACCGCCACUGACACCAGUAACGGUUCGAGUGGUAUAGACAUUCAGCGGCACCUUCCCCGCCUCCUUAUCAGCAACUUUGCCAAGGCCAAGCGUCGCUCCUCCGAGGACGCCGCCUCAACCACUGUGGAUCCUCGCAUCAAGCGUGACCACGCGAGACUGGCGCCUGAGAUUCUCUCAGCGGCCCAGUACCGCAAAUUUGAUGAAUUCCAGACAGGCAUCUUGAUCUAUGAGCUCCUCCAUCAGCCCAACCCAUUCGAGGUGAGUCCAGCUCUGAAGGAGCAGGACUACCGCUGUGAGGACUUGCCUCCAAUCCCCUCCGUCUCCCUUUACUCAGCCGGCCUCCACAGGCUGGCCCAGCUGCUGCUCCAGCCCGACCCCAUCAAACGCAUCCACAUCCAGGAGGCCAAGCGCAUACUGCAGAGCCUCCUCUGGGGCCCGCGGAAGGACCUGAUGGAGCAGCAGUGGGAAAGACAUGGACAAGGGGGAGGCUUUGUCGGUGGAUCCCGACACGAGGGCCUCCUCAACUGGCUGGAUGUGAAACGAGCCCUGCUGAUGAUGAAGUUCGCCGAACGUUCGCUGGAGCCCGAGAGGAACGCGGAGCUGGAGGACUGGCUGUGCUGUCAGUACUUUUCCUCGGCUCACCCUCUGUCUCUCUGCCACACUGCUGAACUACUUUACUCGCUAAAGUGACGGCUCACUUUUAGAGUUAAAAAAAUAUGUGUGAGUGGAGCCAAAGUAACGCGUGAAAGUGUGUAUGUGAAAGACCGAUAGAGUCGAGACACUAUGGAUGGGUCCGGACAGUGAGAUCCUUCGGAGAUACUGUGAACUUUACCCACCUGUUUGCGCUACUGCUACAUGCAUGAGAGCCACGCAUCAAGCAAGCCGUCCACUGUCAGUAUCCUGCUACUGACUGUCAUCCUCGCAAAAGAAAUAACCUGUGAGAAUUCAGCUGUUUCUAGAUGUCCUUGAACAACUCACAGACUAGAAUCACUCCGUUUAAAAAAAAAAAAAAGGAAGAAUAUGGACAAUAUUCAUAAUCCUAUAAUACACUUACCAAAGUUUCAUGUUGACACUGUAUUGUGUGUAUUUAUUGAAUAUUAAUUAAGACAUUUUACCCACUGAGAACAGGCUAAUAGUUCAUAAUCUUAAUCUGUGUCAGACAGCUGUGCAGAGAAAAUGCUGUGUUGUAUCUACAUCGAUGUGCAGCUAACAUCCAUUUGUCUGAAGAAAAGUAUGAGGUCAUGAGCAGACUUACACUGUUGCACCAUUUUUCCGCCAUGUUUGUUUCAUUGGCACAUAGUGCUGUACUGUAAACUGUGUAAGCAACAUAAAUGUAACAUUUUAACAGAAAGUGUCAGAAAAAUGACUAUUUCUCAGUGAAUACUGGUUGGAAAGAGCAGGGCAGGCCUCCCAAAGUCUGUUGUGUCACAAUCAUGCUUAGACGGCAUUGCAUAAUAAAGAUUAAUCAUAAGCCAUACUGUCUAACACAACUCAUAAUUGGACUGGCAAAACAAUUGACAACGUUGGCGAUUGCUUUUUCACUGAUGCCCACUUCUUCCUCAUGCUUCCUUUCUACUACAUAUUUAAAUGUUUUGACAUUUGUCGCAGUGCCUUUUGUUUUUUGUAUAUGUUACAGUGACUCGGAAGCCAAAUGUAAAUACUGCCGAUCAUUCGUCCUUUUCGUGAAACUGGCCUUUCACAGAAUGUCCUAGAAACAAUUUUGUAAAGUAAUUUGUAAGAUGAGCCCAAGCAGGUCUUUAAAAGCCAUGAAUAUGAGCAGCAGUUAUAAAAUAUUUAUGAUAUCAUUUGUUGUCCUGUAGUAGUCACUGGAAGUUCUCUGUUUAUUUUCAUAUGUGGAUUAUCAAGUUGUUUAUUUUUUGGCACAGCAGCAGCUGGGCCUGUUUUUUUUUCCCCUCCUGUGUCCCAUGUAGGCUGCACAGAAGAUGUCAAGUUAUGGGUAUUUUAUCUCCCACAAAGAAUUUCCUAAUAAGUCCAGAGUAGCAAGAAUUUAACAGCCUGCAUUAAAGAAGAGAACUGAAUUGAAGAGAAAGACAAAAUGUGGUCAGAACUCACAACUAAUACAUGAUUGAUUUGAAUUAUUUUGUGUGUGCCUCACCUAUUUGCAUCUAUCAAUAAACUGUGCAUAUAUUUUCUCACAGUAAAA
Messenger RNA from Acanthopagrus latus (yellowfin seabream), 5824 nucleotides. RefSeq names its product inactive tyrosine-protein kinase PRAG1. Lineage: Eukaryota; Metazoa; Chordata; Actinopteri; Spariformes; Sparidae. Bases 307 to 4350 code for a protein of 1347 amino acids. Gene Ontology annotation, biological process: protein phosphorylation. The record is from RefSeq and is a predicted model, not a curated record. Gene Ontology annotation, molecular function: ATP binding; protein kinase activity. The transcript has 6 exons.